Budorcas taxicolor (takin) is the source of this 1274-nucleotide messenger RNA. It is a transcript of the gene GFRA3, whose product is annotated as GDNF family receptor alpha 3. Bases 52 to 1236 code for a protein of 394 amino acids. Lineage: Eukaryota; Metazoa; Chordata; Mammalia; Artiodactyla; Bovidae. Gene Ontology annotation, biological process: nervous system development. The transcript has 8 exons. Gene Ontology annotation, cellular component: external side of plasma membrane; signaling receptor complex. Gene Ontology annotation, molecular function: signaling receptor activity. The record is from RefSeq and is a predicted model, not a curated record.
UCGGGUGCAGGCAGAGCACCCGACGUCGACAGCCAGCGCGCGCACCCCACCAUGGCGCGCCCGCGGAACCCGCGACCUUUGCCGCCUGCGCUCCUGCUCGUGCUGCCGCUGCUGCUCCGAGCUGGGGACCACCUCCCCACAGAAGGCCGACUCACAAACAGCUGUAUCCAGGCCAGGAGGAAGUGCCAGGCCGAUCCCACUUGCAAUGCUACCUACCACUACCUGAAUUCCUGUGCCUCAAGUAUAAGCACCUCAUCACCUGCAGAGGAGCCUUUGGUCCCUGAGGACUGCAUGGAGGCAGCACAGCAACUCAGGAAUAGCUCUCUGAUGAGCUGUACAUGCCAUCGGCGCAUGAAGAACCAAGCUACCUGCCUGAACAUCUACUGGACCAUACAUCCUGCCCGCAGCCUUGGUGACUAUGAGCUGGAUGUCUCUCCCUAUGAAGACACAGUGACCAGAAAACCCUGGAAAAUGAAUCUCAGCAAACUGAACAUGCUCAUACCAGACUCGGACCUUUGCCUCAAGUUCGCCAUGCUGUGUACUCUCAAUGACAAAUGUGACCGGCUGCGCAAGGCUUACGGGGAGGCGUGCUCUGGGUCCCGCUGCCAGCGCCACACUUGCCAAAGGCAGCUGCGCGCCUUCUUCGAGAAGGCCUCAGAGCCUCACUCGCAGGGCCUGCUGCUGUGCCCCUGCGCGCCUACCGAUCAGGGCUGCGGGCAGCGCCGGCGCAACACCAUCGCCCCCAGCUGCGCGCUGCCCCCGGAGGCCCCCAACUGCCUGGAGCUUCGGCACGUCUGCGUAUCCGACCCGCUGUGCAGAUCACGUCUGGCAGAUUUUCAGACCCACUGCCAUCCCAUGGACAUCCUAGGGACCUGUGCAACAGAGGAGUCCAGAUGUCUGCGAGCAUACAUGGGGCUGAUUGGGACUGCUUUGACUCCCAAUUUUGUCAGCAAUAUCAAUGCCAGUGUUGCCUUAAGCUGCACCUGCCGAGGCAGUGGCAAUCUGCAAGAGGAGUGUGAGCGGCUGGAAGAGUCCUUCUCCCACAACCCCUGCCUUAUGGAGGCCAUUUCAGCUAAGAUGCGUUUUCACAGCCAACUCUUCUCCCAGGACUGGGCAGCCUCUACCUUUUCGGUGAUGGAACGCCAGAACAAAAACCCUGCUCUGAGGCCACAGCCUUGGGUGCCCACUCUUUUCUCCUGUACUCUUACCUUGAUUCUGCUCUUGAGCCUCUGGUAGCUGGACUUCCUCAGGGGCCCUCUUCCCUUCUACCACAC